ACAUACAAUGAAACCAAUAGCUCUAGAGCUAAAGGAAAUGUUUCCAAGUAGUCUCUAAACUUAAAAGAUCUCUAAGUAGUUUACUUUGUUGAAAAUGUAUUUCUACAUAGUUUUAGUAUUUAUUUUUCUAAAUGUAGUUUGUGAUAUUAAUUAUUUGAUCAGAACACUCAUUUCUGUGCUGACUGGCCGGUUGUAUCAACGGAAAUAUUCUCUAGAUGAAACUACCACGAUCUAUGGCAUUUGUACAUUUCAAGAUUGCGACAUAAGCUUCAAACAUAUAAGGAUAGCUAGACUACUUCGAGAUCUUGAUUUCGCACGGUAUCACUUCUACGAGAGAACUGGUAUUUACCGCAGAAGUAGAGAGCUGGGUAUCAAAUCUUUGCAAGGCUGCACCCUUACUAUUACCGACGAUCCUGUGCCUUUAUUUGGUCUCUACAAAAUUGAUACGAAGCUGGUUUAUUGGGAUGACCGUUCUUUGUUCCUGGAACAUGAAGUGAUAACACUUCGAGAUGGUAAAAUUCGUUCCAAGUUAUUAUCUCGCCAGCACGCCAUAGGCAAGAACGGGGAAUCCACGGAAGCACUCCUUGCAAACCUGCCUGGAUCACAAGUCCAGCCUAACUGCCCAGAAUAUAUCAAGCAUUGGUUACAAAGCAUGCAAAUAACUAGCAAGAAAUUGAAAAAGGAUGUUCUCACGAACAAAUAAAGAUUUUAUUUAUUUUAAAGUUAUUAUUUUGAUGCCUUGAUACUGAAUUAAAAGUCAUAGGGAAGCUCAAUAAUAUUAGCAUAAGUGCCAUUGUUUAAAUACUAAUAGCAUCUUCUAGUAAAAUUAAUAAUGUCUACUUAUUACUUUUGUUAUAGUUUUGCAUACUUAAGCAGUUUUAAUUAGCGCUCGUUAGGUAUCUAGCCACAUACCAGCACCUAUGCGAACUUAUUAUGCUUAAAGAGGUAUUAUAUUCUUUAACUAUGAGUUUAAAAUAAUGAAUGCAAAUUAAACAUUGACCGUGUUUCAGAAACCAAGAG
This is a messenger RNA of Helicoverpa armigera (cotton bollworm), 1020 nucleotides long. Its product is annotated as protein THEM6. NCBI's taxonomy places the organism in Eukaryota, Metazoa, Arthropoda, Insecta, Lepidoptera, Noctuidae. Bases 95 to 703 code for a protein of 202 amino acids. The record is from RefSeq and is a predicted model, not a curated record. The transcript has 3 exons.